Messenger RNA from Torulaspora delbrueckii, 1386 nucleotides. RefSeq names its product hydroxymethylglutaryl-CoA synthase (gene ERG13). NCBI's taxonomy places the organism in Eukaryota, Fungi, Ascomycota, Saccharomycetes, Saccharomycetales, Saccharomycetaceae. The transcript has a single exon. Gene Ontology annotation, biological process: ergosterol biosynthetic process; acetyl-CoA metabolic process. Gene Ontology annotation, molecular function: hydroxymethylglutaryl-CoA synthase activity. The coding region runs from base 1 to 1386 and encodes 461 amino acids. The record is from RefSeq and is a predicted model, not a curated record.
AUGACCGAAACUAAAAAACAAAAGACUCUAGACCAUCCUACCAGACCUCAAAAUGUCGGUAUUAAGGGUAUCGAAGUUUACAUUCCUUCCAGAUGUGUGAACGAAGGAGAAUUGGAAAAAUUCGAUGGAGUUUCCACUGGUAAGUAUACCAUUGGUCUUGGUCAAACCAAUAUGUCGUUUGUAGAUGAUCGUGAAGACACUGCUUCUAUGUGUUUGACCGCCUGUUCUAAACUUUUGAAAAACUAUUCGAUCGAUCCACACCACAUUGGUCGUUUGGAAGUCGGUACUGAAUCAUUGAUCGACAAAUCCAAGUCUAUCAAAUCUGUGUUGACACAAUUGUUUGAUGGUAACAGCGAUUUGGAAGGUGUCGAUACCUUAAACGCAUGUUAUGGUGGUACCAAUGCUCUGUUCAAUUCUUUGAACUGGAUUGAAUCCAGUGCUUGGGAUGGACGUGAUGCGAUUGUUGUUUGUGGUGAUAUUGCCAUUUACGACAAGGGUCCAGCAAGACCAACUGGUGGUGCCGGUACUGUUGCCCUAUGGAUCGGUCCCGAUGCUCCAAUUGCUUUCGACUCUGUUAGGGGUUCUUACAUGGAAAACGCAUAUGAUUUCUACAAGCCAGAUUUCACAAGUGAAUACCCAUACGUUGAUGGUCAUUUCUCCUUGGCUUGUUACGUCAAGGCUCUAGAUCAAGUUUACAAAAAUUAUUCGCGUAAAGCCAUUGCCAAGGGUCUAGCUACCGAACCAGCUGGUCCCGAAGCCGUCAAUGUGGCCAAGUAUUUUGACUACAACGUCUUCCACGUUCCAAACUGUAAAUUGGUCAACAAGUCCUACGGUAGAUUGGUAUACAACGAUUUCAGAGCUGAUCCAUCUCUGUACCCUGCCGUGGAUGCCCAAUUGGCCACAGUCGACGUCGAAAAAUCCCUAGCUGACAAGUCCAUCGAGAAAACUUUUGUCAAUGCUUCAAAGGCCCUACAUAAAGAAAAAGUUGAGCCUUCAUUGAUUGUCCCAACAAACACCGGUAACAUGUACACUGCUUCCGUCUACGCGGCGCUAGCUUCCUUAAUAUUCUUUGUUGGUUCCGAAAAAUUACAGGGUAAGCGUGUGGGUCUCUUCUCUUACGGCUCCGGUCUUGCCGCUUCACUAUUCUCCUGCAAGGUUAUCGGAGAUCUAUCCAAGAUGGCUAGUGUACUAGACCUUGACAACAAGCUAAAGGAUAGAAAGACUGAAUCACCAGAAGACUACGAAAAAGCUAUUCAUUUGAGGGAACAAGCUCAUUUGAAGAAAGAUUUCACUCCACAAGGAUCUAUCGAUGAGUUGAAGCCAGGAACUUACUACUUGGAGAAGAUCGACGACAGAUUCAGAAGAUCCUAUGGUGUUAAGAACUAA